AUUUAUUUCCGAUUCUGCAGCCCGUCGAACACAUCAAGCCGAAGCUGUACUUCCUUGACGCAAAUAAUACUAGCCUCGAGUGGGAUGUGGUCUGAAGUUACUCCGACGAAGAUUUUCUAGGCUUUGUUUGUCACAUAGCUUUCUCAAUGGGAAAUUCACAAGGGAAGCCGGUGUGCUCCACCGAUGAAGUAAACCUCAAUCAAUUCCGAUUACUUCGCGUGGUCGGGAAAGGUGCUUUCGGGAAGGUUCGUAUCGUGGAGAAAAAGGAAACUGGAUUGACAUUUGCGCUCAAAUACAUUCGGAAAGAAGAAGUGGUUCGAUCGGAAAGCGUACGGAAUAUCAUUCGCGAACGGAGAAUGCUCGAACACCUAAACCACCCUUUCCUGUGCAACUUGAGAUACAGCUUCCAAGAUAUAGAAUACAUUUACAUUGUGGUGGAUUUGAUGAAUGGUGGUGAUCUACGGUUCCACAUCUCAAGGAAAUGCUUUACAGAAGAAGCAGUACGAUUCUGGGCGGCAGAACUCGGAUGUGCUCUAAAAUAUAUCCACUCGCAAGGUAUCAUUCAUCGAGACGUGAAGCCGGAUAAUGUGCUACUGGACUCUGAGGGACAUGUUCACUUGGCUGAUUUUAAUGUGGCCUCGGAUUUCCGCCCUGGAAAGCCUCUCACCAGUAAAUCGGGGACCUUGGCAUAUCUUGCGCCCGAAGUAUAUGAGGGUGGCGGAUACUAUUGUGAAGUUGACUGGUGGUCGUUGGGAGUGACAUUCUACGAGUGCAUCUAUAACAAGCGACCCUUCGAAGGUCGCAGCCAGGAUGUAUUAAGCGAGAACAUCAAAAAGGCUCAGCCGAAGUAUUAUGUCACUAACCCAGCGGUUUCGGUGCCCUGUUUGCGAGCUAUGGGUGCACUCAUGGAGAAGGACCGGAGUAAACGUAUCGGCGCUUCCAGUUGGGAGAGUUUCAUCUCCCACCCAUUCUUCGCUGAGAUUGAUUUUGUCGCGCUAGAACACAAAGAAGUCCCGCCAGUGUUCAGACCUUCUAGCGACAAGACGAACUUUGAUGCCACAUAUGAUUUGGAAGAAUUGCUCCUUGAGGAGGCACCGCUGGAGGCUAGAGCUCGCAGACAAAAGCCAAGAGCAGAAUUGAGGGAAGACGCUACUGCGAAGGAGAUUCGGGAAGAUGAGCUCCAUCGCCUGAUUGAAACCAUGUUCGAGCCGUUUGAUUAUACGACCGUGACUUAUCGAGGAAAUGCCGCGGAUGCUAUCGCAGCGUCGACGAAUCCCGAAGACUGCCUUCCCACCACCGGCUCGACGCACUCACGGCAAUAUUCGCAGACCGAUUCUUCCAGAAACUCCCCCCCCUUGCGUAACAAUGAUGGUUCAGUGAGUCGGUUGACUCAACCUGACGCUCCUUCACCUUUCGGUGAGACAAUGGAGCCCCACGAUCCUACUCUAAACAAGACCCCUGCAUCUCCAACUUCAUACCCACAGCCGCCGCCUUCACCGGCUCCUCAAUUCCAUCGUCCGUUUCAACCUCCGUCUAAUCCUGCGUCCAAUCCUCUUUCCCCGGCCAACCCCGCCAACCCCGCGUCUAGUCGUCCGCGAGGAGCAACACGUAAAACAAGCAAGGGUGGUGGUGUACAGAUGGUGCUCGAGGAAGCCGGCAGCUGGAGUGAACUCGCUGAUCAAAGUUCCACACUCCCCGCCGAAGGUUACGAUGUCGGUUCAAGCAAAGGAAAAUCCUCGAACAGUGGCAUGCUGGCAUUCCUCAGUCGGAAGAAGGGCCGUGAUAGGAGUCCCAAGCCCCAGGAACCAGGCGUUUUGGGUAAGGAGGGAGCGAGGCAAAUUAUUAGCUGAAGAGGACAUGGGUCAGCUGAAGUGGCGGAUGCGACAGAACGUUCCUUCCGUUACUUCGGCUCCUACUCUUGAGCCAGCCGAACAAAAAACAUCGGCCUAUUGAAAUGGAAUUCUCCCUUUACAGCAUUCAAGAGAUCGCUGACAUGUUGCACCAUUGGCUGGCCCAUCGAAGACUGGUCGCAUCAUGGCGUCUAAUACAAUGUUUCUUGUGAACCUUCGCUUGGCAGCUUCAGCAGUCGCGUUUCAAGGUUCGGAGAUCAAGUGAACUUGAACAAUAUUGAAAACUUUGGCGAAACAAAAAAAAAAAAAAAGAACUUGGAGUAGCAAGACUGACAAAUCACUGUUUCUCUGACCCGCUCUUCUAGUCUUUGACAUUGGACAAUACCAGGGAAUGCAUCAAUACCCCCACGAAAAGGGAUCGUGAACUGGUGAUGGCGCAGCCAGUGCCCUCCAUGUGUUCACAUUUUCUCGAUUGCAAC
Molecule: messenger RNA, 2329 nt
Organism: Aspergillus alliaceus
Lineage: Eukaryota; Fungi; Ascomycota; Eurotiomycetes; Eurotiales; Aspergillaceae
Product: serine/threonine-protein kinase
Exons: 8
Coding region: 147-1850 (567 amino acids)
Biological process (GO): peptidyl-serine phosphorylation; intracellular signal transduction
Molecular function (GO): ATP binding; protein serine/threonine kinase activity
Source: RefSeq, a predicted model, not a curated record